Messenger RNA from Trichobilharzia szidati, 312 nucleotides. NCBI's taxonomy places the organism in Eukaryota, Metazoa, Platyhelminthes, Trematoda, Strigeidida, Schistosomatidae. The record is from the annotation of a GenBank genome assembly.
AUGGUACUAACUGACAACGGCUCAAACAAAUCAUCUUUCCGUAAAUCUGAGGAGAAUUUAUCUGCAACAAAUGAAGAGUCAUUUGUGAUAAACUGUGAUCGGAAAAUACAGAAAAAUUUCGUCGACAUUUCGAAAUAUGACAAACGUGUAGGUCGUCUCAUGUCAUUGUUGGCUGAUUGUGUAACCCUCAUAGGUGAUUGUGUUCUCUAUCAUACUCAUUAUAAUUGCAAUAAUCAUCGUUAUAGCCCCACACUUCUUUGGGUCGUACUACUUGAAUCCGGUUGUUCACUUUAUAAUGACUAUGAUAUUUUG